Cajanus cajan (pigeon pea) is the source of this 1606-nucleotide messenger RNA. RefSeq names its product MAR-binding filament-like protein. The record is from RefSeq and is a predicted model, not a curated record. NCBI's taxonomy places the organism in Eukaryota, Viridiplantae, Streptophyta, Magnoliopsida, Fabales, Fabaceae.
ACCCACAAACAAUUAAUUAGUUUUAUUGUUUGUUUAUUGUGGCUGCAACUGCAAGACAGCGGUAGAGAGAGAGAAGGGAAGGAACAAGGAAGAGUGGGUGUUGGUGGUUGUCCUCUUCUUCAUGUCAUGGCAACCCUUUCCUCCUUCCUCUCCUCUUCCUCUCUUCCUCUUUUCCAUCGCCACCCUUCUCCUUCCCCCUUCCGCCCCUCUCUCUCCCUAUCCUUCUCUCACACUAAACCUCGUCUCCCCCUUCUCGUUCUCGCUUCCUCAUCCCAUUCCUUCCACGAUUUCACCUCCAACUCCAAGAAAUCAGUUCUUUCGGAGUUGAUACAAGAGAUUGAGCCUCUCGAUGUCACUCACAUCCAGAAAGAUGUUCCACCAACCACAGCGGAUGCCAUGAAAAGGACCAUAUCUGGUAUGCUGGGCUUGCUCCCAUCUGAUCAAUUUCACGUUGUUAUCGAGGCCUUGUGGGAUCCUCUCUCCAAGUUACUCAUUUCUUCAAUGAUGACCGGGUAUACACUGCGCAAUGUUGAAUACAGGCUUUGUCUUGAGAAAAACCUUGAUAUGUAUGAAAGAGAUAUAGAGAUGCCAAGGGCAGAAAGUAUGAAAGUGGACUUACAAGGGUUGAUGCAGGACAGUGUAAAUGUAAUUGACUUUGGUAGAAAUAAGAAUUUGUCUUCCAAAGUUGAAAAGCUUCAGGAGGAUGUUGACAUACAAGAGCUUGGUGAAAUAUCUGCAGAAGCUCAACAAUAUAUUUUUAAUUUACAAUCUCGCCUGUCUUCCAUGAAAAAGGAACUACAUGAAGCAAAGAGGAAAAGUGCUGCCCUUCAAAUGCAACAGUUUGUUGGAGAGGAAAAGAAUGAUUUAUUGGAUUACUUGAGAUCGCUUCAACCUGAACAGGUAGCUCAGCUUUCAGAAUUUACAUCCCCUGAGCUUAAGGACAUCAUCCUCUCUGUUGUCCAUGGUCUCCUUGCUACCCUUUCUCCAAAGAUGCAUUCUAAACCUUCCACUAUGUCAGAAAAUACAACGGUUGGAGCGACAAAUUGUGCUGAGGUUGUUGAGAACUCUGCUCUUCAAUUUCAGCCUGUUAUUUCAUUAACUCGGGACUAUCUUGCUCGCCUGCUCUUUUGGUGCAUGCUGUUGGGACACUAUCUUAGAGGUCUCGAGUGUCGAUUGGAGUUGACGGAAUUGCUAUCCUUGACAAGUGAUGCUGAGAAUGAUGCCUCUGGAAGUCAACCAAUUGCUUGAAUGAUGUUCACAAUUCGGUGGUUCAACUGUAUAUAGACGUGUUGUUUCAACAUGAUUUUUGCUUUCAACCCGAAGAGAUAAUUAUACAGACUCUAGUACUACUCAUUUAUGCCGAGGAGUUAUCUUUGCUUACUGAAGAAUAUUGCAUUCCUUGCACGUACCAAUUCUCUCAGUAGGAUCGAAGGUAAUUACAUAUUAUAGAAUAUGAAAUGUUGGGACGAACUAUGCUGUACCAAAUCUAUUUGAAUAAAACAAUUUAGUUAGGUGAUCUAGAUUUUAAUCAUUUUAUAUUUCUGUCUAUAUCAUUUGAUGCCUCGAUCCAGGUAAUAAAGAGCUGAUAAUUUAUUAAAACAACUCA